CACACAAUCUCAAUGUGCGCACUCAACUCCAUCCUGCUCCAUACAGUCUCUCCCAUCAUCACGAUAAAAACCUCCUAAUUCGCAGCUUUCCAAUGAUACCACUUUCGCCCAAAUCGGCCCAGUGGAAGCUGAGAUAUGAAGUUGGAACCGCGGAAGUCACAUGCGGUGCGAAAGCGUGAGAAGAUUCCGGUAACUCGCCCAGAACAAGCGCGCGCGCGCUCAACAACUCCUCCCUCCUUCGGCACUCACACAACCAUCCAACCCUCAACUUCAGCCUUCAAUCCUCAUCCUUCCCAUCCAACUCCAGUGCAAACUACACCCAAUACUCACGCUACCAUGCGCGCAACUUGGCCACCCGCUGGAGAAUUACAGGUCGAAUAGGAGGAUUGGGCACAGUAAAUUCCGCAGAUCCG
Molecule: messenger RNA, 413 nt
Organism: Cantharellus anzutake
Lineage: Eukaryota; Fungi; Basidiomycota; Agaricomycetes; Cantharellales; Hydnaceae
Exons: 2
Coding region: 136-381 (81 amino acids)
Source: RefSeq, a predicted model, not a curated record